Messenger RNA from Rotaria sp. Silwood2, 597 nucleotides. Lineage: Eukaryota; Metazoa; Rotifera; Eurotatoria; Philodinida; Philodinidae. The record is from the annotation of a GenBank genome assembly.
AUGCUUCGUUUUAUUCAACCAUUCGUACUUGCACGUUUCAUUCGUUGUCUUAUACCUUGUUCGAAAAUAUUAUUACCGGAGGUGAUAUGCUGGGCUGCACUCAAUAGUGCGUUUCCUUGGUUAAUGUUCACAAUUCGACAUAUUGGUUUGACACAUGCUUUUCGUGCCGGUAUGCAUCUUCGUUGUGCGUACCAUGGAUUAAUCUUUCGUAAGAUCGUCCGAUUGUCGAUGGGAUCAUUAGGUACUCAGUCAAGUGGUAAAAUGGUCAAUAUGAUGACGAAUGAUGUGCAAACAGUUGAACAUCUAGGACUCGAUGGACAUUUUCUUUGGAUCGGCACAUUAGAAACUAUUGUCGUAUUGACUAUUCUUUGGACACAUGUUGGUUUCACCAUUCUAUUGGCUAUGAUAUAUACAUUGCUGGUUGUUUCCAUUCAAAUUCUUUGUGGUAAAAUUAUGCAAAUCAUUUGGACAAAACGUGUUGGACAAACAGAUUUGCGUAUCAAAUUAAUGAAUGAAAUCGUUAAAUCGAUUCAUCUCGUUAAAAUGUACGUUUGGGAAAGACCAUUUCAAUUAAAAGUCGAACGUGUACGACGGUAA